AUGGCAACAUUUUCUUCAUCUAUUGAAUUGUUCCUUAUUGAUGUGGAUGAAUCUGGAAUUGAAUCGAGACGAGAUGAUGAAACCAAGCAAAAGGUGUUGCCUCUUGGGAUAUCUGUCCGACAUUCCUCUUGUCCUCACUCUGUCCCUCUUUGUCCUUACUCCGUUCCUCUUGUCCUCAGUCUGUCCCUCUUGUCCUUACUCUGUCCCUCUUGUCCUCAGUCUGUCCCUCUUGUCCUAACUCUGUUCCUCUUGUCCUCAGUCUGUCCCUCUUGUCCUAACUCUGUCCCUCUUGUCCUUGCUCUGUUCCUCUUGUCUUCACUCUGUCCCUCUUUGUCCUUACUCUGUCCCUCUUGUCCUUACUCUGUCAAUCUUGUCCUCACUCUGUCCCUCUUGUCCUCACUCUGUCCCUCUUUGUCCUUACUCUGUCCCUCUUUUAAGUCAUUUUCAUAUCUAUCUAUCUAUCUAUCUAUCUAUCUAUCUAUCUAUCUAUCUCUAUCUAUCUAUCUAUCUAUCUCAGUCUAUUCGUUUUAA
This is a messenger RNA of Acanthosepion pharaonis, 531 nucleotides long. The record is from the annotation of a GenBank genome assembly. Lineage: Eukaryota; Metazoa; Mollusca; Cephalopoda; Sepiida; Sepiidae.